Messenger RNA from Funneliformis mosseae, 136 nucleotides. NCBI's taxonomy places the organism in Eukaryota, Fungi, Glomeromycota, Glomeromycetes, Glomerales, Glomeraceae. The record is from the annotation of a GenBank genome assembly.
GAAUAUUAACACCUACAUUAUACUUAUCAAUUCACUUCAGCUAUAUAUCUUAAUAUCUAAUAAUAUAGAAAUUUCUGGUUCAAAUGAUAAAAAUAUGCAGAAUAGUGAGAAUUCAAAUGAUUGUAAUCUUUCUUAA